AUGGUCUAUGGAUGUGCCAUUUCUCCUAUAGAUAGAGACAGCGAAUUAAGAGAGUUGGGUGUUGCGGAUUCGAAAGCACCUCGACUGAGAGAAGAAAAGGGAACGAGACAGAAGAAAGCUCGAGCGCUUUUCCUACUUUUCCUUUGCUUACGUGAUGUUGUUGCCUAUGCUCUUUGCUGCUUGUCUGCUCAGUAUAUUAGCACAUCAAUGUUGAAACGGUCCAAGUGUUCUCUUAACGAGAUAUCGCACGACGCUGCAAUAAGUCUAAUACAUGAUGCGCUUUCAUCAAAAGUGAAUGUGGUGGAGAUCAAGGUGGAUACAGUAGGGCCCAAAGCAACGUAUCAAUCCAAGCUUGAGAAGAUUUUCCCUGGAAUCUCUAUUACGGUAACCGAAAAAGCUGACGCUUUAUUCCCUGUUGUUAGUGCUGCAUCUAUAGCUGCUAAAGUAACGCGUGAUCGUCGUCUUCGCUCUUGGAAAUUCGCUGAGCCUGGCGUGAAAAUUCCUGCUGACGGUUACGGCAGCGGAUAUCCAGGAGACCCUAACACGAAGAAAUUUUUGGUCGAAAGUUUGGAUCCCAUAUUUGGAUACUCUUCUUUGGUGCGAUUCUCGUGGAAGACGGCUGAGAUUAUAGUUGAUAAGAAUUGUGUAAAGGCUGAGUGGGAGGAGCCGGAGGCUGGCGCACCUUCUGUGAAAGGAUGGCUCACUUCAAAAGCUGACUUGCCUAAAAGGCAUUCAUACUAUACGGAUAGAAACAUUCAGAAUAUGGGGUCUUGGUUCAGCCUGACGACGCUUUUAACACUUUUGACAGCAUAUUGUAUUGGGCACAUGAUCAAUACUUUUUAUAAGAUAUAUUCCGUCCCACAUUGUAAGAAAGGACUCGCUUGUGGGAAGCCACUUCUACCUAUUCAAAAAGAUGGAAAAUUCCCAUUGAUCCAAUUCCGAGUGCAUUCUUCCGCCAAGAGUUUUGCAGUGGGGAGAAUGGAGAAAUUGGUCAACGAUUUCCAGCUUGCAGAUCCACAGGACAUAGAGGUGAAUGUUACGCUCCCUCAUUCAACAAGACAGAACGGCUCCAUGUUUUUAUAUUUCGUCUUCUUGCCGAACCAUACUCCAGAAAACAUAGAUCAUAUUAGGACACGGUGGUAUACUCUACGAGGACUCCAAGCAAGCGCACAUCGUGAGCCAGAUCGUACAAACUUCCACCUUCGGACCGUUGUAAAUAUAAUGAGUUUGGAAGACUCUCCCGAGCUUUCUCUUCCUGAACUGCCCGAGAUUGCUUUGAGCGGAGAUAAAGACGGUUAUUAUCCUCUUCUUUAUGUAGCUGAGUUACUUAAUCGUGAGAAGGAUCUGGUUGAGAUGAAGAAGAACGAUACCCAUAUGAUCGUCACAGUCAAGUAUUCUCCUGUUCCACUUGGCAAAGUCAGGUUCCACACCAUGAUCUCAUCUUCUUUGAAGCAACUUCUCGAGCUUGGAUUUACCCAAAAAGAUCUUGAAGAUGUAAAAGCUAUUUUUGGAGACACUAGUCUCUACCUUCUUGGUGUAACUGUUUUCGUCUCGUCAAUCCAUCUUCUUUUCGAUAUACUGUCAUUCAAGAAUGACAUAUCCUUCUGGCGUAGCCGCGAAUCCAUGGUUGGCCUCUCGUCCAAGGCUCUGCUGUGGCGAUGUUUUUCGUAUACAGUUAUUUUCUUCUAUCUUAAAGAUCAGAACACUAGUCUUCUUGUGAUUGUUCCUGCUGGAAUCUCCGUUCUUAUUGAGUUCUGGAAGUUGAAAAAGGCUUUCAAGGUGACGUUCACACGGCGUGGAUUAAAGUUUGGAAAGCACUCAGCCGAGGAAGCGGAGACCGAUGCAUUCGAUAAUGAAGCUAUGAAAUACCUGGCAUGGCUGAUGACUCCUCUCUGCAUCGGAGGAGCCAUUUACAGCGAUGAUAUCGUGUUCCUGAUCUACCUAUACCAGCGCUAUCUUUAUCCCGUCGAUUACACACGAAUCAACGAAUUUGGCCAGAAAGGGCGAAGAGACAUCAGAUGA
Messenger RNA from Ostertagia ostertagi, 2022 nucleotides. NCBI's taxonomy places the organism in Eukaryota, Metazoa, Nematoda, Chromadorea, Rhabditida, Trichostrongylidae. The record is from the annotation of a GenBank genome assembly.